AUGACUCAAGCUUUAUGCAGUAGUGAUCAUGAAUUUGAGGUGAAGUUCAAGUCUUUGUUGUACAAGAUUUUCUGGGGUUUGGGUUUGGGUUUGGGUUUGGGUUGCGUUAUCCCCCGCCGGGAGAAAGGGGAAAAGAGUUUGGAUCACAACAAGGCGUGGUUGCUGGCGGCUGCGCGGCGGAGGUUCACUCCUCUUUUAGGUUCAGCUUGUGCUCUCAGAUUGAAUGCGUUUGUGUUGGGGAGAGGGGCAUUGAGCUGUGUUUUUAGAGGGAGAGUUGGAUUCAUGAGGACUGCUGUGGCGAUCAAGAGGCUGGAUACAGACGAUAAGGAGGCUUCAAAGGCGUUUUGCAGGGAAUUGAUGAUUGCUAGCUCUUUGCAUAACCCUCACAUUGUUCCACUGCUAGGCUUUUGUAUGGAUGCUGAGAUGGGCUUAGAAGAAGAAGGUACAAGGCUGCCAUUGGGAUUGCUGAGGCAAUCAACUACUUGCAUAAUGGAACGGAAAGAUGUGUACUUGGCUCCUGAAUAUUUCCAGCACGGGAAAGUGUCCGAUAAAACUGAUGUCUAUGCCUUUGGCGUCGUGCUCUUGGAACUCAUUACUGGUAGGAAACCGAUUGAGUCCAGCAGAGGGCCGGGAAAAGAGAAUUUGGUUCAGUGGGCAAAGCCCCUAUUGCAGCAAGGAGGUGUAGAAAAGCUGCUAGAUCCACGGCUAGGAUUCACCCCGAAGAGCAUGAGUCAAGUCGCGCGGAUGGCACGAGCUGCGGCCGCUUGCAUAAACAACGAGAUGAGGAGGCCCGAGAUGGGAGAGAUCGUCACAAUAUUGAAAGGAAAAGAAUCCACUGUCUUAACCAGAAGCAAGACUCUUAACAGUGGUGCCACUGAUUCUCGCCGCGAGUUGUUGCAAACAAAGACUGAAAUGAAGAACCAUUUCGCGUUGGCCAUGCUCGGGGUCGAGCUUGAGGACGAAGACAGCCUUAAUCGUUGGUGAUACGCGGCCUCACAUUUCUCAUUUUAGGUCCAACAAGUUUGAUUUUUGUACUGAAAGCCAACUUGAAUGCAUAGGAAGUUGCUUUGACUAUAUAAA
Salvia splendens (bonfire salvia) is the source of this 1080-nucleotide messenger RNA. RefSeq names its product inactive protein kinase SELMODRAFT_444075. The transcript is spliced from 5 exons. Bases 1 to 984 code for a protein of 327 amino acids. Lineage: Eukaryota; Viridiplantae; Streptophyta; Magnoliopsida; Lamiales; Lamiaceae. Gene Ontology annotation, biological process: protein phosphorylation. The record is from RefSeq and is a predicted model, not a curated record. Gene Ontology annotation, molecular function: protein kinase activity.